GUCAUGAUUGAGGAGAAGUGUGACAUCGACUGGUGUCCGGAACAAGGAGACCACGGUGUAUGUAGCUACCAACCGUCAGAACGAAAGUGUCUCGUACUUUUUGCUUGA
This is a messenger RNA of Auanema sp. JU1783, 108 nucleotides long. NCBI's taxonomy places the organism in Eukaryota, Metazoa, Nematoda, Chromadorea, Rhabditida, Rhabditidae. The record is from the annotation of a GenBank genome assembly.